AUGGAAGAAAACAGCAACAACAAUAACAGCCACACUGCCAGUAGCAACCACCGAGCACUGUAUAAGCGUACCAGCAUACCAAGAAGUCAAGAAGAAUUGCGUGAACGACGUAUGGUGUUCGAUCAAUCCCUUCGCAAGAAGCAUCGCGAACAGCUUAUUACUGCCAAACGAUUCCGUCAACUUACGCAUCGCGAAGAAAAGGAGAGUGCAGAGGAUAUCGAUCCUUACUAUCGUCUAACACCCGAGCAAGUGAAUGCGCUGGCAUCUGAUUUGAAGAGUGAUGAAAAGCAAGUGCGUAUGGUGGCAGCACAGCAUUUGAGCAAGUUUAUCUUGGAGCCGGCACAAGCUUUGAUUGAUUACAUUACUCAAGGGGAUUGUAUGGAAGCGCUUACACACAUGAUGACGGGCACUGAGCCUGAUGAGCAGCUGCAAGCCGUCCAAACAAUCUCAAAUAUUGCCGCUGGUCCUCAUGAUUUAUGGAUAAAGUCAGUCUCGGCCGUGCCAUAUAUGAUCCAAUACCUCGAUUCGGAUAACAUUAAUCUUCAAGAAGCAGCAGCUGGUGCUUUGGGAAAUAUGGCAGCUGAAGAACUGGGUGAUAUGACAACCGAAGAUGAUGAAGUACGUGAUACGAUCCGAAAGAAUGGCACCAUUCCACCUUUGGUACGAUUGCUUGAUUCUACGGAUCCCAGAUUGGUGCAGACGACAUGCUUUGCUUUAGCCAACUUGGCAGCACGCGCAUCAGAGAGUCAACUACAUGCAUUCAUGGCUGCUGGGAUAACACCUCGAUUGUUGCGUCAUCUCAAGGAUAAAACGCCUGAUACAGUCACUGAUAUUUGUUGGGUGCUCAGUUACAUGACAGCUGGGUCCAAGGAGUUCCGAAAAGAAAUCAUGCAUCAACGCAUCGCUCCCUUGCUGGUGGAGAAUUUGAGAGAUCUUGCUCAGCAUGGUCCUGUGGUCUUGCCUAUUGUGCGUACUCUGGGAAAUUUAUGUGGUGGGCCGGAUGAGUACACCAAGGCUUUGCUUGCACAGGAUGGCUUCCUCUUCACAAUACUCCUUUUGACGCAUUCCGAGCAUCGGGCAAUCAAAAAGGAAGCGUUAUGGGCAUUAUCCAACAUUACAUCUUGUGAGGAUAUGGACAUUGUGAAAAGUGUGGUGGAUGCAAAUGGUAUUGGUUAUCUCGCUGAUAUCCUUGAACAACAUGGCGGUUAUGAUAUUCGUCAAGGCGCUGCUCAAUGUCUCUUGAAUAUUGCCUAUCACAGUGAAAAGUAUAUGGAGAUUCUACCACAUCAACGGCUACUACCAGCCUUUGUGGAUUUGGUCCAAUCUCAGGAUGCUGAAAUAAUGAAGCUUGGAUUACAGUACAUUGAUUUGCUAUUGACACGUGUACCAAGGGGAGCUGAUGUGGUUCAAGUGACACCAAACUGCAUGAAAGCUUUAGGUUCAGUGACACCCAUGCCUGAUCCCGAGCUCUAUGUGUAUGCGAACAGAUUGGUUGACAAAUUUUAUGGAGAAGCAACACAAGAGCUACAUGGAUGA
Messenger RNA from Lichtheimia ornata, 1536 nucleotides. RefSeq lists its product as uncharacterized. Gene Ontology annotation, biological process: NLS-bearing protein import into nucleus. Gene Ontology annotation, molecular function: protein binding; nuclear import signal receptor activity. Bases 1 to 1536 code for a protein of 511 amino acids. The record is from RefSeq and is a predicted model, not a curated record. Gene Ontology annotation, cellular component: nucleus. The transcript is spliced from 13 exons. NCBI's taxonomy places the organism in Eukaryota, Fungi, Mucoromycota, Mucoromycetes, Mucorales, Lichtheimiaceae.